CCAGCCCGUCACCAGCCAGUGAUCGGUGCAUAGGUUGGGUUAACCUACUGCUACCCAGCUAUGAGGUCUACAUGACAAAAGAACCUGCUAGACCCCAUUCUUCCCCUUUCACCUCGAUUGGCGCAGUUAUGUCUUUGGGUCGCGGCUCCCUUUCGCCAUGCCUGCGGAACGCCUGUACCUGCUCCUGUCGGUGUUUUUGAUUUCCUGCGGGGAUGGUGUCGUGAAGGCGGCAGAGGGUGGUGCUCCACCCGCCAACGGCCUACCAUCGUUGGAUGGGGACAAUGCCGUCGCCACUGUCACUGGCGCAUCUGUCACUAGACAGGCGGCUCAUCAAGUCCAGACGCCGACCGUCCCAACAGCAGAGCCCCCGUUUGUCCUGAGGGUCCUGGUGAAGGACCAGGUGACCCGCCGGCCACUAGCCGGGGCUGUGGUGGACGUGUAUGUGAACCACACCCGGAGCAGCUCUGCCCUGAGCGGGGGGAGAGGAGAGGUCCUCCUCCGGGCUCCCUACAGACCAGGCCUCAGCCUCACCCUGCUGGCCAGCAUGGUGGGCUAUGUCCCCACCCCCCUCCCCUGGAGGACCGCAAAAAGACCAAUAUUUUCCUCUGUGACGUUAUUGCUGCUGCCUCAAAACCAGGGGAACAUCUGGAUGUUUGAGGACUCCGUGCUUCUCACUGGAAAGUUACCUGAUAUCUCCUCUCAGGCCAGUGUUCAGUUUCCCAAGAACCUCCUCAUGUUUUCAAGCAACAGCAACAUAUCUUCAUUGAUCGCCUACCUGACUGUACCACAGCGCAGCCUAGCAAAGGACUGUGUCAACUGCACUGUCGGCACUAUCAGCAAGAAGUCAGGGUACAGAAGUGUUGAGCUGAAGGCCGUGGCGGCCCUCAGUGCCAGCCUGUACUAUGCUGGUGAGGAGCUCCAGGUGCGGGGGCCCAUCCAGAUCACCCUCCCCCUGGAAGAGCCCACUUCCCUCAGGCCCUCAGACACCGUGCCUGCCUGGGCCUUUAAUACCAAGACAGGUGGUUGGGAGAAUCAGGGUCUUGGAAUAGUAAAAAUGGUAAACAAUCACCUGGUCUGGACCUACAUGGCCUCUCAUCUUGGGUACUGGAUUGCUGCAUCCAUUCCCUCCUCCAGUGAUUACAUGGGACAUGCAAGCUCCAUGGAAUUCCUGUCAUACCACAGUUACUUGCUUGUGGGAAUAUUGGGUGGGACUUUGGCGAUCGUCAUUGGGGGUCUGUGUGUGCUGCUUUGCCAUUGUGGAGGUUCACGUCAUCAACCAAGGAGAAGGAGUGUGCGCUUUUCCAAACUGUCGGUUAUGAAGAAGGACCAGACGACCUCCACCCACCUGGAGGAGGGGGGCCACGGCCUGUCUUUCCACCCCGGCGAGAGAGCCCACGGCCUGGCCUCACGCAGCGUCCAGUGUGACCCCUCAUCCACUCCUAGGCACAAAGCCAACUACAACAUCUACGUAGAAGACCCAGGGGUUCGCUCUGCGGGCCCUCUGUACGAGAACGUCGGUUCAGAACGGACCAAGGGGCCCCAGUCCUCGUCUCAUUACAUCAACAGCGACGAGGUGGCUCGCCUGAGGGAGAGGUCCGACCAGAACUGGGCCGGGAUGGGGGCAGGCCAGGACAUGUUCUUCCAAGACAAGCUGGUCCACAUCUACAACCAGCCCGUGGCCAUCAUCCAGGCCCCUGAGCUUUUUAGCUCGCUGGAGCAGCAAGGGUCAGGCUGCAAGUCAGCCACCUUCCCCCGCAAUGGAGGCGACUAUGACCCUCAUUUGGAGGCCAGCAGUAAUGACAACUACACCCAGACCCUCCCUAAGAUCCCCCACCACUCCCAGACGGGUCUUGACCCCAAGCAGGGUGGCCAGGACCAGCCCCAGGCACUGGAGGCUCCACCCCAAGGACAGGGGGGCUCCAACCCUGGAGUGUGGGGCCGAUAUAGCAGCCUCCUCGAAUCCUCUGUGUCUGUCCCGGGGACCCUCAACGAGGCCGCUGGCAUGGGGCCCUUUGGAGGUGGUCAUGGGGUCCCCAGUGAGCUACAAGGGAUCUCAGAGCGCACCUUGCUGGAGCUGACACGGGGCAAGUCCUCCUCUCCUCACCCCAGGGCCUGGUUUGUGUCUCUGGAUGGGAAGCCCGCCGCCUCGGUUCGCCACUCCAUCAUCGAGCUCCAGGGCCGCCACCGGCCAACCAGCAGCAACGACACAAGCCUGGACUCCGGGGUGGACAUGAACGAGCCGCUGCAGAGCAUCCGCGAGGUGGAGCGGGAGAGGCCCUCAGGGAGGGCGUCCUCCUUCCCUUACCACAGCAGGGGGCGCUACGGCGAGGACCAGGAUCUGAGCAGCAGUGAGAGCGGGACCACCGCCACCUGCACCCCCGAAGACCCCUAUCUCCGGAACAUUCUGGACGGGAGCAGCGGCGCCAUCCCCAACAUUCCAGAGGAGCGGGAUGGCAUGGAUACCUCCAGCGCUCAGGAGGACAGCGAGUCCAGGGCCACGCCGCCUCCACGCCGGCUGAGGAAGGUGAGGGAUAAAGGGAGGGCCGACAAGAGGAGUGCCAGGCAUGUCAGAGAGGAGAGGCAGUUGACGAAGCGAAGUUAAAGCUCUGAACACCAACUGACAAAUACGUCCAUCCAAUCAACAAAAUCGAGCCUUACUUCAGUCCCGACUGCACGGUCAUUUCUAAAUUCAAAUUGUCCUCCAUGGAAAAGUCUUUAACCCUAAAACUUGCAUACGUAUUGGCAUAGUGGUCAGUGCAUUGCUGCGCGACAAAAAGUCACACACGAAGUAAGCUACAGAGGCAGGAUGUUUGACAAUUUGGUUGACAUGCCGGGCGCCAGUUGCGGACUCACCAUAAACUUGGAAUAAUCACCAGCGGGACAUUCUACAGUGUCUACGCAUGUCUCAUUGCCCCCUAAUUCUUGAAAACAGCACCAGAGGGUGCCUUCCUUCAGCCUGUUGUUAUUUUGGAUGUGUGCCGAUAGUUUGCGAUCAAAUUAAAGGAUACAGAUUUUGAGCAGUGUAGAAUCGACUGGAAAUUGUAUCUAUAGAACAGAUGAGCAGGCUGUAUAAAGACAGUCCUUGUACAGUACACUUACUCGCACCAUAAUUGCCUGCUUUUGAAACAAAAUCUAUAUUUACGCAACUUCACAUCCACAAUGCUUACUUCUGGGUUACUCUCAGCUGACCUUCAAACCAACAAUUUUCUUUAAAUUUAAAGAGUCCAGGUUGCAUUUGCGAUAUAUUCAAGGUCUUAUAUUGGACCAAACAUACAAGAGCACUGGAAAGCAGACACGUAUGUACAUUAUAUUGCGAUGCUCAACUGCCCCUUGUGAGGUCUUCAUUGUUUUGGGGCUUGACCCCUUUAUUUGAGAAUGCAUGAAAGGAAAUAUUACACUGCGACAAGAAAGAAGUUACUUAGAUUUUACAUAAAGCGUCUUAAACCAUGUAAAUGCUGCCGUGAUCUGAGGUCGAUGUAAACAGUCAUAUCUUACAUUAAUAUAUUUGUCAAACACUGUAGUAACUGUAGUUGUUCAAAGGUUUGCUAGUCAUAAAUCUCACACUGAUCUCUUUCAUAUGGCUUGAUGAGGUUUUCCUUGAUGAGUUCAGCCAAGCACAGAACACUUUUAUCUGUUUGUGACAUUGUAUUUGACCACAGUUGGGGAGUAGACAUACAGUACAGACUGUCUAAUAUGCGUUUAGUAGUUGAAAUCACAAUGAAAACUUACAGAACAAGAAAUGGGUGGUGGGUGUAGGUGAGGGAUGGAGCAUUUGUCUGCAGAUGUUGAGGUUGCAGGUUGAAAUUCUCCUCUGUAUGUCGCUUUCGAUAAAAGUGUCUGAAAUUAAUACAUUGUUAUUGUUAAAUUAGUAUAAUAGAACACAGCCAAAGUGUUCAGUUUUCACAGCACUCAAUUGGCAAUAGAGGUUAUUAAUUCAAUGACUUCUUACUGUGAAGAAAUUUGAUGCAGCACAAACUGAUGCUAAUUUCCUGGAAACGACUUAUCCAGCAAUAUUAGAGUGUGUGCUGAAUUUGAAACAUCAUCGGCAUU
Messenger RNA from Osmerus eperlanus (European smelt), 4050 nucleotides. It is a transcript of the gene fam171b, whose product is annotated as family with sequence similarity 171 member B. The coding region runs from base 158 to 2602 and encodes 814 amino acids. The transcript has 8 exons. Lineage: Eukaryota; Metazoa; Chordata; Actinopteri; Osmeriformes; Osmeridae. The record is from RefSeq and is a predicted model, not a curated record.